Molecule: messenger RNA, 2811 nt
Organism: Penicillium verhagenii
Lineage: Eukaryota; Fungi; Ascomycota; Eurotiomycetes; Eurotiales; Aspergillaceae
Product: class I alpha-mannosidase 1A
Exons: 2
Coding region: 1-2811 (936 amino acids)
Biological process (GO): carbohydrate metabolic process; N-glycan processing
Cellular component (GO): Golgi membrane; endoplasmic reticulum
Molecular function (GO): calcium ion binding; mannosyl-oligosaccharide 1,2-alpha-mannosidase activity
Source: RefSeq, a predicted model, not a curated record
AUGUUUCGCGCCCGCCGCUACCGAGUUCUCCUGGUAUUCGCUGCAACUUUCAUCCUCGCUGUCAUUCAUUUCGCCCGGUCGCGUGAUUGGGCCGAUACAAUCAUCGAAACUUCACCUGAAAUACACCCCGAUGUAGCAACCUAUCCCAAAGCGCAAUCUGGAUCAGACGCGAAUCCCGCUCCUAUUCCCGGCGCGCCGCCGUUGGAGCAAGAAAGCUCCAGGUUCGCACCUGCAAAGCCCGACUAUAACUCGUUCGGAUCUAAUCCGUAUGAAAAUGACAAUUCGCCGAGCUCACCGAGCUCACCGAGCUCACCGAAAGCUCCCUUGAAGGAGGAAACUGGGGGAUCGUCCUCGUCCUCGUAUUCGGGAGCGGGGGCGGGAUCGUAUAACAAUGCCCCGGAGAAGGGAACGGCGGAAAACUUGAAGAAUACCGGGUCCAGCUCUACUGCUGGGAAGAUCACGUAUAUCAGUUCAGGGUCAGACUCGAGCUCUGCCCUUCUGGAGGAAAUCGAUAUUGGCGGUUCGGGCAGGGUAGCCGCCACCCAACACGCAGAACCCGGCGCACCGACCACACGAUGGAAGCAAUUCCCAGAUCGAUUCCCCGUUUCAGCGGCUGAUCUUAUCACGCUACCAAAGACAUAUGCAAAGUCCAUGCCAAAAUUACAGGCCAAGUUUAAAGAUGAAGCGACUUCUGACAAGCAAGAGCGCCUCCAGCAACUCAGCACGAUCAAAGCGGAAUUCAAGCACGCCUGGGCAGGCUAUAAGAAGGUUGCUUUGGGACAUGAUGAGGUCAAGCCUCUCUCGGCGGCAUUUGAAGAUCCGUUCAAUGGGUGGGGUGCGACCUUGGUUGAUUCGCUUGAUACCUUAUGGAUCAUGGAGAUGACGGAUGAGUUCUCGGAAGCGGUCGAUGCGAUCCAAAAGAUCGAUUUCCAGACCUCGCCCAGAGAGGAUAUUCCCAUGUUUGAGACUGUUAUUCGGUAUUUGGGUGGCUUGCUUGGUGCCUAUGAUAUCUCGGCGCAGCGAUACUCCAUUCUCCUGGAGAAGGCAGAGGAGCUUGCUGAGAUUUUGAUUGGUGCUUUUGAUACUCCCAACCGUAUGCCCGUGCUCUACUACCGUUGGACACCGGAUCACGUCGUUCGACCCCAUCGGGCAUCAUCCAAGGCUGGACUGGCCGAAAUUGGAUCUAUGUCUUUGGAGUUUACUCGAUUGGCUCAAUUGACCCAGAAAGACAAGUACUACGAUGCCAUUGCGCGGAUCACGAACGAGCUGGAGGCACUGCAAGACCAGACCUCUAUCCCAGGACUUUGGCCCAUUAAAGUCAACGCGCAGGGCUGUGCUAAAUACAACACUCCCCAGCAUAACUACCGUGGUCAUGGUGCCCCCUCGACCUCAAGAGAAGAACCCCGGGCUGAAGAAGAGUCGGUGCCAGCGGUGAAACCCCCCACAGAAGCAUCUACAGAAAUACACAACAGCACAACAACAACUGUGCCUCACAAGCACUAUGCCGCGCCGACUGAUCUGAGCAGUUAUCUCAAUUUGGUCUCGCGUGAUGUCUCUGACGACUUCUCAGAGGCAGAGCCGGCAUACUACCAUCACAGUUCCAGCUCCGAUACUCCGGAGGUUCAGGUUCAAGAAAAGUGUGACGGGGGCCUACGGAUGCCUACAGCCUACCGUGAUAACAAAUAUAGCUUAGCAGGAAUGGCCGACUCAACGUAUGAAUACUUACCUAAGGAAUAUCUCCUGCUCGGGGGUGCCAACGAUCAAUACAAAAAAAUGUAUAAGAAGGCCAUCGAUGCAGCCCGCAAAAACCUUCUUUUCACACCCAUGGUCAAGGGCAAACAUGACAUCCGUUUCAUGGCCUCAACUUCCGGCGUGGAACUCGCGUCGAAAAGUCCGGAUAUUCCGUCCGUGCUGAUGUAUGAAAGCCAUCAUCUGACGUGCUUUGUUGGAGGCAUGGUUGCCGUUGGAGCCAAGGCCUUUGGCAUCGACGGAGACAUGGAGCUCGCAGCUAAGUUAACAGACGGCUGUGUUUGGGCUUACGAGUCUACAACCACCGGUAUUAUGCCCGAGCGGUUCCAAAUGCUCCCUUGCGACAAAGACCGUUCCUGCGACUGGGAUCAGGCCCGUUUCGACAACGAGGUCAAUCGCUUUGGUCCUAUUCGCGAUUCUGCCGCCGGUGCCCAGUACCGCAGCGGAGAGAGCUCAUACGGGCAGCGAGUGAAGAUUUCGGAAACCGGCCCCAGUGAAGGCCCCUUGGCCGUCCCACUGCCCAUGCCGGGUUCAUUAAACCCGCAUGACAAAGAUCCGAUGCCAUAUCAUAAGCGAGAUGAAUUCACCAUUGGUAGAGAGACGGCCACCCCUGCACCGGCUCCCUCAGAUGCAUUUGCCAAUAAUCUCGAGAACAGAGACGCCCCUCGUGUCUCUCAGCCAGGUUCCCUUGCUCCAUCAGACCGCGACGUUUAUCUCCCGCCAGGUAUGGUUAACAUUCCCUCGCCGGACUACUAUCUCCGACCCGAGGCUAUCGAAUCCAUCUUCAUCAUGUACAGACUCACAGGUGAUGAUGCCUGGCGCCAGAAGGGCUGGAAGAUGUUCCAGGCGAUCACGAAGCAUACUCGGACUGAAUUGGCCAACGCCGCUAUCGCGGAUGUUAUGGCCGAGAAACCUGUACAGAAGGAUACCAUGGAGUCCUUCUGGUUGGCAGAGACUCUGAAGUAUUUCUACCUACUUUUCAGUGAUCCAAGUGUGGUGGAUCUGGAUAAAUAUGUUUUGAACACCGAAGCGCACCCCUUCCAGCGCCCGCUUGGAUUGUAA